Haliotis rufescens (red abalone) is the source of this 1456-nucleotide messenger RNA. RefSeq lists its product as uncharacterized. The transcript has 4 exons. The coding region runs from base 120 to 632 and encodes 170 amino acids. The record is from RefSeq and is a predicted model, not a curated record. NCBI's taxonomy places the organism in Eukaryota, Metazoa, Mollusca, Gastropoda, Lepetellida, Haliotidae.
UGCUCGCAUUUUCACGGAAUCCAAUCGUAUGUUGUGAUUUGGUCACGUGGCCUGUCAAGCGGGAGUUUGCAAAGCCCAGAAGCCAGCGUUUUCAAAGUCAAAUUAUUCAUGUUAUUAUAAUGUCUGGUCUUGCAGAGUCUAUUCUAGAAACCCAAAACAAUUACGAACAAAGGUUCAACUGUGCUGUGUGUUUGUGUCCUAAACUACACAUGGUUUAUGGGUACUGCCAACACCACUUCUGUGUUGACUGUCUCUAUGAUGCAGGAGGAAACAUAAGAACAAGUAUGAUAAAAUGUCCAACUUGUCAAAUGGACAGCGCUUUCCCCAAGACCAGACCUGAUAUUCCUGAUGACAAUCUGGAGAUGAUGAGAUGUCUGGGUGUACAGUUGUGUGAGAACAAGGGUUGUGAUGUGGAACUGUGGCAGUGGGAACUAGAAGACCAUGUCAGGUCCUGUCCAAACAGAGUGGCCACACCUAAAACACCAUACAGCAGACAUCGCAUAAAACCAGAGAGUAGCAAGAGCACAAAGAAGGCAAAGAAAGAAUCAGUAGACUCUCCUCCAACAACAAGACAGUCAGGAAACGUUGUGUUACGGAGACUGCGAUCCUUCAGACGCUCCUCCUUGUUAUGACAUGGAUUGAGGAGUUGGCAGUAGACAGUUAACUUAUUCAGUAUUAUGUAAAUACAGACUUCCUUCCAAUUUGCCUGUGUGCAAUGUGUUACAGUGUGUUGGUAAAUAAUUAAUGGACCAAGGACAGUUAAGCAGUGCUAUUGGAUAUGUAUGAAUUUUAUUAUACACAUGUAUUAUGUGUGUGAAUAUGCAAAAAUCAAAAAUAAGACUUGGCAAGUCAGAAGCUUUUAUGCUGAUGAUUGCUUUGAUAAUUAAAUUGUACAUGUUAUGGCGUUCAAAAGAUCAGCAGCAGUAUUGACCAUGUGGGCUGAAGAAGAAUACCAAUAUCUGGUUGAGAUUGACCAGUUACUCGGACGUGUGUCAUGAGGAGUAGGUUAUCGUGAUGUAUGUUGCAGUUGUGUUCAAAGCCUAAACUAGUAAUAGUUUCCGUAUCAUGCCUGAGGGCAGUAAUGGAAACUAUUAUGUGCCAGUGUAUAUAAAGAUGAAAAUUGUCUCCCAUUGCACCAAGUCUGGACAGGGAUUACCCAAGCCAACAUGAGGGUCAUUACCUUACUGCAUCAAGUUUGGAAGUCUGGGGAACAGCAACUAUGUCUUGUUUUAUACUUUAUUAAAUACUGAUGUAUUGGAUAUGGAGACUUCCUUCAAGUUACAAUCUCAUUAAAAUCGGAUCUUAGUUCUCAUUAUUGCUGAACAAAGCUCUCAGGACAUUCCAUUACGGGUCACAUCAGAACGACCUUUCAUCCAACCAAUCAAAGCGUCGCUUACCAGAUCAUGAAAGUGAUAGUCGGAAUGUGUUUUCUAAUCAUGCAACCUCGAAAACGUGA